AUGGCUCGGCUGCCAGUGGUCCUGGCCCCGGCUCUGGCAGUCCUCUUGCUCCUGCAGUCUCUGCCCCCCGCUAGCACCCGCCCAGCUCCAGGCCCUGACUACCUGCGGCGAGGCUGGCAGCGGCUACUGGAUGAGGGAGAGGGCUGCGGGCCCUGCCAGCCGGAGGAGUGCCCUACGCCACGGGGCUGCUUGGCAGGGCGUGUCCUGGACGCGUGCGACUGCUGCUGGGAGUGUGGGAACCUGGAGGGCCAACUCUGUGACCUAGACCCAGACGGCCACUUCUACGGGCGCUGCGGGGAGCACCUGGAGUGUCGGCUGGACGCAGGCGGGGACCUGCAGCGCGGAGAGGUGCCAGAGCCCCAGUGCCUCUGCCGCUCUACAAGCCCGCUCUGCGGCACGGAUGGGCGCACUUACGCGCAGAUCUGCAGUUUCCAGGAGGCUGCUCGGGCCUGGCCACAGGCCAACCUCACUGUAAUGCACCCUGGACCCUGUGAGGCGGAACCCCAAAUCCUGUCCCCACCUCGGGACGUGUGGAAUGUGACUGGGCAGGAUGUGAUAUUCGGCUGUGAGGUGUUUGCCUAUCCAAUGGCCUCCAUUGAGUGGAGAAAGGAUGGGACAGAGACACUGCUACCUGGAGAUGAUCCCCAUAUCUCUGUGCAGUUUAGGGGGGGGCCACAAAGGUUCGAAGUGACUGGCUGGUUGCAGAUUCAGGCUGUUCGAGUGAGUGAUGAGGGCACUUAUCGAUGCCUUGCCCGAAAUGCCUUGGGCCUGACCACAGCCCCAGCUAGCCUCACAGUGCUCACCUUGGACCAGCUGAACAACACAACCAUCCCCCUGCUUAAUUCUUUGAGCCCAACUCCUGAAGAGGAGGCUGACAGUGAAGAGGGGGAUGACUAUUACUAGACCCUGUGCCCACCUUCAAUGCCCUCACCAUGGCUCCCUAAAAUAGUAUUUCACAAAUGGCUCCUAGACCAGUUACCUUAGCUACCCUGAGCAAUGACCAUUCUGUCUCCUUUUCACUUCCCAAAUGAUAUGGGCAAUGGAAGGCUGUGGAGGGUAUAGGACAUCUUCCUCCUGAUUUCCUUGAGUUGAAGGCAUCAGUAACCAACCCCUUGGGGUGGGGGUUAAGGGAGAAGUUCUUUUAGUGACUGAUCCCUUUCCUAUCCACCAGCCCAUAAAGAGGUACCCUGGAGCAACAAUGGUCUUCAACAGAGACAGGGAACUGAAAGGUUUGAGGUCUUCUGAGUCCCUUGCUGGAGUGACCUAGAUCCAAGGGGACACAGAUUUGAAGGUGUAAAGGUGGCACAUAGGCACAUAACCAUGACUCUUACAGGAAUCUGGGAGAUAACCUAGCCCUGGAGCUAGUGGUGAGGACAGAAAUCAGACUCCUGGUUCCAUCCUAGGCCAGACUGGUAGGGUUUAGCCAAAAGCCCAAGAAAGCCCUUUAAUGUUCAACUUGGGGUCAGGAGAGAGGGCUAGGGCUGCUCUGCCCCCACUUUAGUCAAAGUAUCCUGACUCCCCAAAGCUCACAAGCUGUCUUCACUCCUUUGACCUUACACACUACCCUCCUCGCCAACAUACUCCUGUAUAUCUUUUCCCAUCCAGCUCCUUUCCCUUACGUAGCUGAUCCCUCCCCCAUGAAGCCUCUGAUCCCACCAACAACCAUUGUCUUCUAUCCCACUCCCACAAGUUGUGUUUUAUAACUUAUUGUUUGUGUCCAUGCCAUUUCUGCUAUUGUCAAUAUAGGUCUCAUUUCUUUUAUUACUUGUAUAGUUGUCUCAACCUUUCUUA
This is a messenger RNA of Trichosurus vulpecula (common brushtail), 1791 nucleotides long. RefSeq names its product Kazal type serine peptidase inhibitor domain 1 (gene KAZALD1). The record is from RefSeq and is a predicted model, not a curated record. NCBI's taxonomy places the organism in Eukaryota, Metazoa, Chordata, Mammalia, Diprotodontia, Phalangeridae. The transcript has 4 exons. Gene Ontology annotation, cellular component: extracellular region. Bases 1 to 903 code for a protein of 300 amino acids. Gene Ontology annotation, biological process: regulation of signal transduction; regulation of cell growth. Gene Ontology annotation, molecular function: insulin-like growth factor binding.